UGGCGACCGUUUUGACAGGAUCUUUCGUUCCUAAGUAUUCACCGGUGUAUGUGCAAAGUUAAUUCUUGGGGUUAUUUUUCAGGCAGCAUAUUUUCACCUCCUCGUGGUUGUCUUGUGUAAAUUUAGUAUUCUGUGUGAAUAAUAGUGGUCAUUAUGGUUGGUAAUGUAUUAGAACUCCUUAGCGGAGAGGGGUGGCAAGAGAGGCUUGCAGAGUUGAAUAGGGAAGACUUGGAAAUUGUAGCGCAGCAUUUUGAAUUGGAAUAUGAAGUGUCCAUAAGAAAGGGUGUAUUGCUAUUGCAAAUUUAUGAAUAUGUUAAAACUGUAAAGGCAGGUGGGGAACAAGAAGUGAAACCUGAUAAAGGACUGUUGUCGGUAGAAAUUUUGGAUAGGCAAAUUGCUCUGAGGCAGAUGGAGUUUGAAAUAGAAAAGUUUAAGGCAGAGGAAAGAGAAAAAGAGAGGCAGCAUGAGAUUGCUAUGAGAGACACAGGUUCCUCAUCUUCCCCUCCCCCUUUCCCAAAUAGGUCAGUAACGCCUGCUAUUAAUUUAGCGCAGGCUCUCAAAUUUGUGCCUAAAUUUGAGGAAAACAAUGUAGCAGAGUUUUUUGUAUCGUUUGAGAGGAUUGCAGCAAGGUUGGAGUGGCUCCAAGAGUAUUGGACCACUCUUAUACAAAGUAAAUUGGUUGGAAGAGCUCAGAGGGUGUAUGUAACUCUGGAGGAGGAUCUGUCAUCAGAUUAUGAGAGUGUGAAGGCUAUUGUCUUGAAGGCCUAUGAGUUAGUCCCUGAAGCCUAUAGGCAACGCUUCAGGAACUUAGAAAAGAUUGUGUUGGUUACGUGGCGGCGAUCCUUCGUUAUCCGAGGGAUGGAGGUUUACGCUUGGAGGUUUUUGCCUCAGUGUGUUUCUGAGCCUCCAACCUUGAAGGGCACGACUAUUGCAGUUGAAACUAUAUUGACUCCUCGCCCUAUUGCAGAGCUACGUCUUGAAGCUGUAUAGCACAUUGGAUAUACUUUCUCUGCAUCAAGGAUAUUUUAUUCUUCAAUUUGUGUACCGCCCUUGGUUCAGUAAAAGCCAAGGGGACCUCUCUGUCCCAAGGUAAUAAGAAUUAUACCGAGAUUUACUUAGAUCACGACUUUGAUCAUCUGCUGACGUCAUUAUUGGAGAUUGUGAAAGCCUAUUCCAACACCAUAGUUUGGGAUCAAUUUUCCCUGCCACCUUGAUUAAACCUCCAGACGUGGAGUGUAUUAUUGUCUUCUAAGAGAAGACCUAUGAAGUUGUUAGGGAUAUUAGUUUGUAUUGGUUAGGUUAUUCUUACUUUUCGCUUGCCUCCUCCUUUCUGGACCCUCUCCCCUUUUAGUAUGUAUGUGUUGAUGACCUGUCUUUAAUCGUAUAAUUGUUUUCUUUUGCAGGGAGUUUAAGAGUGAGUGUUUCUCAUUAAUUAUUGUAUUGUUGAGGUUCAGGUGUUAUUUCUAUCUGAAACUUGUGUAUUAAAAUUAAGUAUAUUUU
Molecule: messenger RNA, 1500 nt
Organism: Macrobrachium nipponense
Lineage: Eukaryota; Metazoa; Arthropoda; Malacostraca; Decapoda; Palaemonidae
Exons: 2
Coding region: 154-990 (278 amino acids)
Source: RefSeq, a predicted model, not a curated record